Messenger RNA from Batrachochytrium dendrobatidis JAM81, 534 nucleotides. RefSeq lists its product as uncharacterized. Bases 1 to 534 code for a protein of 177 amino acids. NCBI's taxonomy places the organism in Eukaryota, Fungi, Chytridiomycota, Chytridiomycetes, Rhizophydiales. The record is from RefSeq and is a predicted model, not a curated record. The transcript is spliced from 4 exons.
AUGGAUCGUUACGUUUUACACUAUCCAAAAAAGUCGCCGCAUAUACUGCCCAUAUUCCACUGCGCGCAGCCUCGCAUCAAUGCUUUAAAGCAACGGCGACUGCUAUACCUUGCCUUGUUUUGCAUGAGUGUUUUGUUAUGGACUGCAUUGGUUCAUUCUAAACCAAGCUACACCAUCAAUUUAAAGUAUCAAGAGUCUUCAGAUACUCCUAGCCAUGUCCUCAGUAUAAAAGACCAUUUCAAACCACUUUAUAGUCGUCGCGAGCUACAUAGAAAAGCCGAGCCCAUCGUUUUAAAAAAAUAUGCAUACAAGGCAUUAUCAUGGGAGAGAGACUUGGAUAUCACCAAAGCCUAUGUAAAGCAAUUUCGAGUUGGUGCUCCUAGAGGUAAACUGCAUGACACUAUCUACAUACCUAAAGAUCAAGCCAAGAGACGAACACAAGGCCAAGAAACAAAGUUUAGUCAGUCAGAAUCUGAUGCAGCACUACAAGUACUCUUGGAAACCCCAUCACCUAAAGAACUUGAUGAUUCAUAA